AUGGCCGAACAUAUGUGGCGCAAAGAUCGAAAAAACGAAGUCAAGCAUGUUGGACAGCACGCGACCCGCCUCAUUGGCCGACGCGGCGUGGGUAAACCCGUCGAUGCAGCGUCGCAUACAAGAGCGUGGCCGGCACCACCCCUGGGAUACGAGAUGGUCGAAGAUGAAAUUGCCGCCCACAAGACAUCCCACGCCGACGUCUAA
Messenger RNA from Colletotrichum spaethianum, 204 nucleotides. RefSeq lists its product as uncharacterized. The record is from RefSeq and is a predicted model, not a curated record. Lineage: Eukaryota; Fungi; Ascomycota; Sordariomycetes; Glomerellales; Glomerellaceae. The transcript is spliced from 2 exons. Bases 1 to 204 code for a protein of 67 amino acids.